This is a messenger RNA of Lottia gigantea (owl limpet), 1821 nucleotides long. RefSeq lists its product as hypothetical. The coding region runs from base 389 to 1777 and encodes 462 amino acids. The record is from RefSeq and is a predicted model, not a curated record. The transcript is spliced from 12 exons. Gene Ontology annotation, molecular function: protein kinase activity; ATP binding. Gene Ontology annotation, biological process: protein phosphorylation. Lineage: Eukaryota; Metazoa; Mollusca; Gastropoda; Lottiidae.
GCCCGUAGCUAGAGGGGGUGACUUUAAACAGAUUGAGUAUAAAAGAUUACUGUUCAUCAUUUUUAAAGAAAAACCUUAAAAUGUAGAGCCAAGUUUCUAGUAUGAAGCAAAGUUUCGUUACUACUUUUACUAUCUUUGAAGACUGGAAAUUAAAAAAAAUUAAUGUAGUCUUGGUUGUCCAAAAGUUGGUCCGACUUGUCUUUGAUAGUUGGUCUGAUUUGUCUUUGGUCCGAGUUGUCUGCACCGUUCUUGAAACAGAAUUAUGAUUUAUAAAAAAAAAAGGAUCACGAGAUCUUCUUAGACGCGGGAAAAAGUGGAACACGAAGGCAGACACUGAAUUGUCAGACUGAUAUUUAAAAUCAAACUCAAAGAGAUACUGAAAUACAAAAUGGACGGAAUGGAAACAGAUGAUCUCUUAGAUGAAGUACAAAUAGGUCAAAGUCAAAGGCAAGUGAGGGACAAAAGUUUAUCACCAAGAUCAAAGGAAUAUGUACAGCAUUUGAUUACAGAUGUUAAAAGUAAAAAAGCUUCUCUGCACAAAGAUAAAAAUGGAAAUAUUGUAGUUGAUUAUCAAAGUGAUUUGAAAAAAGUUUUGGCAGGUAAAGAUGUGUCACAGACUGCAAAAAUAGUUUCUGCCAAAAAUAAACAAGAAGAAUUAGCAUAUGUUGAAGCAUUUUCAGAAAUUAUCUCUAAAAUGAAAGAAUUAAAAGCUCCAAGUGGAAUUAACUUUGCUAAUGACCAGAUUUACACUCCAAAGGGAGUAUAUGUUGAAAAGGAGCACUUUACAAAGACAAGUGAAAUUCUAGGGAAAGGAAUUUCUGGAAAUAUAUUCGUGGUCAAAGAUAAUAAAACUGGAAUAGACCAUGCGCUGAAAACAUACUUGAUUGCUGAAUUCCGCGAUGAAGAACUAAAAAUGUGGAUAGAUCUCAAUGAAGAAGAUUUUGUGCCAAGUUUACUUCUGGUUAGAAUAGAAGGUAAUAAGAUACAUUUCCACAUGGAAAAAUUGACUGAAGUGGUUUCAUUAAGAAAAGUGAUAGAUGAUCUCUUGGGUAACAUUGACCCUGACAAGAUUAAAGGUGUAUCAUUGUGUUUUUUACACGGCCUAUUAACAGCUGUCGAUAAAAUACAUGAUAAAAGAUGGACACAUAAUGAUUUACAUGGUGGAAAUGUUAUGUUACAAAAAAACGAUUUAUCCAUUGAUGUUAAGAUCAUAGAUUUUGGCUUGGGACAUCGAAUGGAAAGUCUGAGACUCAAUGAUGACAUCAAAAGGUAUGAGUCAGAUAUAUUGUGGUGCUUCCGACUUUUUAGCGCAAUGUAUCUGGGGGAAGAGUUUAAUGAUAUCUAUGAUUUAAAGAAGAAUGGGUUGAAAAAACUGACGGAGAGUUUAGAACAUUAUGAAGAAGACAAUCGAAAAGAAAUUCUACAAAUUUUUGAUGUUUUUCUUGAAAUUACUUCCAUAAAUAGUCACAAAUUCGGAAAAACUAAAGAAGCCCUGGAAAAUGUUAGCGAAGUUCUAGAAAAGAAUAAUAUUAAUAAAGGUGAAAUGUUGGAACAUGCAGCAAAAAAGUUGUUUCCUGAGAAAAUAACUCCAGUGAAUUCAAUGGAUUUGGAUGACUUUACAGAUAGUCCAAGAGAAGGUUUGUUUUUACAAGCACUAGGGAAUGGAACAAUUGAACAAGAAUCAGACAAGAUAAAUAGUGUUGGUUCAACUGACAGUAUUGCACCAGAAGUUGUGAGGGACAUACUAGAAGAAAUGUCCAUUCGACCGAGAAAAUAAAGAUUGUAAGAUGGGCUGAUAAAUCGUGGAUUCAGAAAUGGAAG